AUGCAGUCCAAGCUUCUCCUCGCCGCGACGGCCGCCACCGGCGCCGUCGCCAUCGACCUGUCCGGCAACUUCCCGCACGCCUUCCGCCGCGCCGUCGACCUCGCCCCCCGCGACGAGGCCCAAUGCGCGAUCGUCGCCGCCCAGAACUCGGCCGUCCUCGAGGACUUCCCGAUGAUGCCCACCGGCGCCGAGCUCGACUCCAUCCCCACCCUCUCCGACCCGUGCAGCUUCCCCACCGUCACGGGCUCCGCCGGCAGCGUCGUCACCUCCUACAGCUCCGCCCUCGAGAGCUGGAAGGACGCCCACGUCACCGAGCUGCGCUCCAUCUGGCAGGCCUGCAGCGACGCGCCCGCCUUCUCCUCCGUCAUCGCGCAGUACGGCAGCGCGCUGUGCUCGACGGUCCUGGUGGAGAUCACCAGCGCCGACGCGAGCAACGCCACCGGCACGGCCACGGCCACGGCUACCGGUACGGUCUCGGUUACGGAGACGGGUACCGUUACGGCGACUGACGCCACCGUCACCGAGUCCGGCUCCGCGUCGGGCACUGCGUCCGGCGAGGCUAGCGCUUCCGGUGAGGCUGCUUCGACGACUGCUUCGCCUGCUGCCGCCCCCAAGGAGACUGGCCUGUUCGUCGCUGCUGCCGCGGCCGCUGCCGGUAUCGUCGGUGCCGUCAUGCUCUAA
This is a messenger RNA of Colletotrichum karsti, 681 nucleotides long. RefSeq lists its product as uncharacterized. The transcript has a single exon. Bases 1 to 681 code for a protein of 226 amino acids. Lineage: Eukaryota; Fungi; Ascomycota; Sordariomycetes; Glomerellales; Glomerellaceae. The record is from RefSeq and is a predicted model, not a curated record.